Molecule: messenger RNA, 915 nt
Organism: Oncorhynchus mykiss (rainbow trout)
Lineage: Eukaryota; Metazoa; Chordata; Actinopteri; Salmoniformes; Salmonidae
Source: RefSeq, a predicted model, not a curated record
AGCAAAAUGCUUGUGUUUCUAGCUCCAACAAUGUAGUAACUCUCUCUCCUUCGCUCUCCCCAACAUCCCCUAGAUGCUCCUCGUUCCACCGUGAUUGAGGUGAGUCCCAUGGGUGUGGUAGUGGAGGGGGUCUCUGUGACUAUGACCUGCAACAGCAGUGGGGCUCCGGUGGUGGAGAGCUAUGCCUGGUUUAAGGACAGGGAGAGUGGCAGCAUUCCAGACAGCUUCAGACCCCAGCUCCACCUGAAGAGGGUGUCCCACACCGACCGGGGAGAGUACUUCUGUGUGGCACGCAACCCACUUGGUACAGAGAGGUCCAAACCUGUCCUGCUAAACGUCACAUACUCUCCAAAGAGCACCAAGGUGUUGGUUAGUCCAACAGGAGACAUCAAGGAAGGCUACUCUGUCAACCUGACCUGCAGCAGCAAGGCCCACCCCCCAGUGGACCGCUAUGCCUGGUUCAAGAUCAUGGGGGGUCAGACCUGGGCCAAAGGGUCAACACAGAACAUCUCCUUCUCCAGCGUCCGAUCACAGAACGGAGGACAGUACUACUGCACGGCCUGGAACCAACAUGGACAGGGCAGCUCCUCUGUUUUCACCCUCGCCAUUCUCUAUGCCCCUAAGAACACGUCUGUGUUUGCGCAGCCCUCCAGUGUGAUCGACGCGGGCCGUCCUCUGACUCUGACCUGCAGCAGUCAGGCCAACCCGGCGGUGGACAACUACACGUGGUUCAGGAUCAAUGCGGCUGACGCCUGGGUAACGCGAUCGGGCCCAAGCUACACCUUCGCUGAGGUCAGCCCCGGGGAGAGCGGCCAGUACUACUGCGAGGCACGCAACCGUAUCGGCGUCCACAGCUCGCCUGUCCUCACUGUCAGGGUCAGAGUCUUCCCACUCACUAUCCCAGAGUCUUUCUGA